AUGGAUGACCCGUUAACGAUUACCGAGAACGCGGCUAUUAUCGGUUAUGGAUUCGCGAAAGAUUACUACACUGUAUUGCGGAGGCAACCGAAAUGUGUGGAUGAAUUUUACGACGAUAUUGGCGAAUACAAGACGGUCUUUGAAGACGGAACGAUCGUCUUGGCCAGAACCCGGCAGGAGGCGAAAAAGGUUUUGUUGGGUCCCAUAUACGAGCCAAGGUUAAUCGUUAACUCGAUUAUUACGGUACCCUGUGGCGGAUCGCUAAACCGAAUGAUGAUCACCGUGAGCGGCAGGUCGUUCACGACAGUUUUCAUCGCAGAGCUCCGUCCAGAACGGCCGCUCACUUAUGUCAUUGUGUCGUCUAUGACUCGACAUUUCUCCGCCGGACCAGACGCUGACAGGCAGAUUCUGGAAAUGAGGUUCGCUGCAGGUGACGGUCCUGCUUACACGGGCGUCGAUCGCAUGGCAAUGGACGGUUUGAAACCGAAG
This is a messenger RNA of Cinara cedri, 489 nucleotides long. Lineage: Eukaryota; Metazoa; Arthropoda; Insecta; Hemiptera; Aphididae. The record is from the annotation of a GenBank genome assembly.